Molecule: messenger RNA, 864 nt
Organism: Pieris macdunnoughi
Lineage: Eukaryota; Metazoa; Arthropoda; Insecta; Lepidoptera; Pieridae
Source: the annotation of a GenBank genome assembly
AUGAGUGCCAUAGCACAACAAGAAAAUCUCAUUAAGGAGAGUUUAUUUCAUUUUAUUAAGAAAAACAUCCCAACAGCUGAUUUAAGUGUUAUAGAUGAUAUUGCUCUCUCCUACGUAAUUUCAAUUCUAGAAAUAGCAUCGCAAGACUCCUGUUUUGAUGUAGAAGGUUUUGUAGAGUUCAUGUCAGCUUAUAUCCCGGAAUUUGAACAUAUUAACACAGAGGUUGUCUGUGCUUGGGUUUUGGAAUUAGAAGCUGAGAUCUCCCGCCGGGAUGAGUGUGAUAGUAACUCUACUCAUGAUGAUUCGGCUGGGAGUGACAAAAUUAGUUUGACUCUACUUAAUCUAAGCGACAUGCUGCCUCCAAGCACCAAGGCUAAUCGCUCACACUCAAACUCUGAAAGUUCCGAAACAGCGGAACGUCUUCUGGUUGAGCCGACGUAUAAUGAAGAAUACGCAGACCAAUGCCGAGUUCUCACUGAGAUGUUUCCUAACUCUUGUGCUAUGGAGAUAAAACACUGCAUUUCAAUAGCAUGUGGCGAUCCAGAGCGAGCCGCCGCGACCAUAUUACACCGUCGCGAACAAGGACAGGCAUUAUCUGCGGCUGCCAUACAUUCCGCUGCUAAGCAGCCACUGUGCGACGAUAAUGAGCUCAAAAAUAGGAUCAUUAGGAGAUACUCGUACGUAGACAAAGACGCGGUGACAAAAGAACAUAAGCCGUUGGCACCUAAAAUUGAGCCAAAGAAGAUGGUCCGAUACAGAGACAAUAAGAUUGUCUCUCUGAAGGGAGAAAGAUACACUGAGGUGCCAAAAUCCGGCGACGACGAGGAAAACUUAAAGAAACCCAAAAAACCGCAUUGCCCUUAA